Ctenopharyngodon idella (grass carp) is the source of this 1083-nucleotide messenger RNA. RefSeq names its product olfactory receptor 5M3-like. The record is from RefSeq and is a predicted model, not a curated record. Gene Ontology annotation, cellular component: membrane. Gene Ontology annotation, biological process: G protein-coupled receptor signaling pathway. The transcript has a single exon. Gene Ontology annotation, molecular function: G protein-coupled receptor activity; olfactory receptor activity. Lineage: Eukaryota; Metazoa; Chordata; Actinopteri; Cypriniformes; Xenocyprididae. Bases 1 to 927 code for a protein of 308 amino acids.
AUGGAUAAUAGGACCUAUUUUGCAACCUACACUCUGAUGGAACCAAAAGGCUCUAAAUCAUACAGACAUAUAUAUUUCACAUGCUUUUUGUUUCUCUAUGUUCUGAUAUUGUUUCUGAAUUUAUGGCUCGGUGUUGUUAUCGUGUUGGAGAGGGCCCUUCAUGAACCAAUGUACAUUUUUUUGUGUAAUCUGUGUGUAAAUGGGGUAUAUGGAGCCACUGGGUUCUAUCCUAAAUUCCUGCGAGAUUUAAUACUGGAUUCAUAUGUGAUCCCAUCUAACAUGUGUUUCUUCCAGGCUUUUUUCAUCUAUAGUUCACUUAAGUGUGAUUACUGUACAUUAGCAGUGAUGGCAUAUGACAGACAUGUAGCUAUAUGUCAACCUUUAGACUAUCACUCACAGAUGAACAAAUUUUCUUGUAUCGUUUUACUUGGCUUCUUUUGGAUUGUACCAUUUAUUACUAUGUUCAGUGGUCUUCUGUUAACAAGCAGGUUGACAUUGUGUAAAUAUCACAUUGAUAAACUGUAUUGUGACAACUGGUCAAUAGUAAAACUCUCAUGUGAAUCAACUGUCACCAAUAACAUUUAUGGAUUUGUUUUUAUUUCAUUUUGUUUUUGCAUUUUUGUUGUAAUUAUUGUAUCCUAUAUUAAGCUCGUCAUUGCAUGUAAAGCAUCAUUAGAGUGCAGAAGGAAAUUCUGGCAGACAUGUGUACCUCAUAUGUCUUCACUGAUCAAUUUCACUAUUGCAUUACUUUUUGACACGAUGUACAGCAGAUAUGGUUUGAGUGAUUUUUCUGAGGAUCUACGUAAUUUUUUGGCUUUAGAGAUGAUUAUUGUGCCACCUCUUUUCAAUCCUGUAAUCUAUGGUUUAAAACUCAAAGAGGUUCGCAAAAGAAUCUUAAAACCAUGCAAUAUGAUGAAAAAAGCAUGAAGUACAGAUUUUCUGCUGUAUAUGUAUAUAAAAAGAUGAUGUCUUUUAAAAUUAAGACCCUUCAUGGAAACAUGCAAUGCUGAACAUUUACUGUAAAGAAGUAAAACAUAAAUGAAAACAUGCUUGUGUGAUUUUACAAUGCUGCGAAUAUGGGCC